This is a messenger RNA of Aedes aegypti (yellow fever mosquito), 1377 nucleotides long. Its product is annotated as plasminogen receptor (KT). The transcript has 3 exons. Bases 440 to 898 code for a protein of 152 amino acids. The record is from RefSeq and is a predicted model, not a curated record. Gene Ontology annotation, cellular component: plasma membrane. Gene Ontology annotation, biological process: positive regulation of plasminogen activation. Lineage: Eukaryota; Metazoa; Arthropoda; Insecta; Diptera; Culicidae.
AAUGGUAAUAAGGAGAAGAGAUUUCCCAUAAUCUCCUACAAGAAUGGAAAAAGAAGCGCCGGCGCAGUGCACAUCUACCAUGUGUUAUCGCUCUGGCCAUCAGAACGAAACGACGGAUGCAUUUGUACUUGCCAAUGUAGCAAGACAUCUACCUACUCGUGUGUUUUUGGAGUGACAAAUUCAAUAAAGGUUCUGGAGAGCAAUUCCGUACUCUUAUGUUGUAAUAUCGAGUGACAGUAGGUAACUGGGCCAGAUCAACCAGAGGAACAUCGUAGACAACAAGUCUAGAAAGUUUCGUAGCAUUACGCAAAAUUGCCUUUUUCUAGUUUGAGAAACUUACACUUUAUCAAGUACGCGCGAAGGUUUCGUAUAGUUUUAACGUGAAACUGUGAUAUUCGUCGGUUAACAAUUUCAAACGAUAAGUAUUGAAAAAUCGAAAAUGGGAAGCUUUUUUUCGCAUCCAAGUGGGGCGGAAGUGCUCAAAAAGAAUCAGGAGUACAUUUCCGAGAUGAACAAAAUUAAGAUGGAACGAUGGAUACAGAUGCACUUUCAAAUGAAGGAACGGGAAGCUGCGAUGGAAAUAUCCCGUGCAAGGGAGCUCUUCUAUUGGCUUGCCUCAUUCUACUGUGUGUCCACGGUUGGCUUCAUCGGUCGGUUCAAUCGCACUAAGCGGCCGGGAACGUUGGCACCGAUAGUGCCAUUGACAUUCAUUGUGGCUUAUUACGCCGAUCUGGCGUACGGAACCAAAGUUCAUCGAAUAAUAGCCGAAGCAGAAAUGAUCAUGCAACACGAACCGGAAUUAUUGGAGUGGCCCAGUGGGUUGCCAACGGUAUCGGAAAUCGAUUCUGCUCGACUGGAGAACGACGACAAGAUUCGUUUACAUCCUCAUCAGAAUUAAGAAGGGGACAACAUUUUAGCAUAAUAAUAGCUCAAACACCGUGGUAGUGGUGGUGACAGUGAGAAUGAUAGAGAGGUAAUCAAAAGCAGUAUUGUAGAAAUGGAAAGCACCUUAUGUAAUAUGAGAGGUAUAAACGGAUACACAUCAUCGUCAUCAUCAGUAAAAGGAUAUACCAUUCCAAGUGAGAUCAUCUAGGUUAAUCAUGUAAGGGUGUGGAUUCCAAUCUAACUUUCUAAAUAGCUCCCUUUGAAUUUCUACGUAACAUCGAUAUAUCUUUCAAAGAUUAUCCAUAAAUGACGUAUAUUUUUGUUAGAAAGUUUCAUGAUUGACUUAUUCGUCAGAUUGUAUAAAUUGGAUACCUAAUAAUCAAUCAUGCAAUGGCUAUAUAUUUCAAAGUCUGAAGGUAUCUAUGCUUGUCAUCUUUAUGACCAUUAGUGUUAAGUCAGUAUCAACAGAUUAAACUUGAUAGAAUGCAUUAU